UCGCCUCAUCCUCUCUUUCACCUUUUGCCCACUCCACUCCUAUCGUUUCCUUUCUGGUCCUGCCUGUAUCCGCUCGACUCGAUCUUUGUUUCUCUGCUGUCCGUUCUCCGCUGCAAUGGCGCCCGGUCACGCGGGCCCUUCCGGGGUCAAGACAGAACCAGGCCUCCCACCCCCUCCACGCAAUCCGCCACGCGACGUCAAGCCCCAUAUCCCUCCCGACACCAAGCCCGACGUCACCUCAAAAGGCAAGCGUAAGCGUUCUCCCAGUGACGCCCACCCGAUUCCACCUCAGAAGGACGUCAAGAAGCCUAAGAAGUCCAAGAAGCCGGGCAAGACCCCUAAACCCAAGAAGACCGCUAAGAAGACCAAACAGAAGGCCAAACAGAAACCUUCUAAGAAGGAGGUAGCUGAAAAGGCCCGGAAGGCUGCUGAAGAAGCUGAGAAAGCUGCCGCAGAGAAGGCUGAAGCGAAGAAGGCGGAUGCUGCAAAGUCCGGAACGCUCGUCUUCCGUGAGCCGUUGGACAUCACCCCGCCACGGUCUCUCACACUGGACCUUGCCACAAGUGUGCUUUCAGAGUACGUUGGCUCUCUGCGCAACAACCUUGCCAUUCAUGGCCUGGAGUGGUCGUACAGGGAGCAUUCUGGGACUUUCCACGAGAGAGGCUUCACCGCGACUGUCGAACUUCCCUUCAACUCGCCCGCCCGUACCGCAAAGGGAGAUCGCCAAAUCUCCAAAAAGCUGGCCAGGGCGUCUGCCGCUAUGGUUGCGGUCAAAGAACUCAUGCGUUACGGCGAGAUCGGCCUCGACUUCACGCUGACCCCUCUGCACCCAGGUCAUGAUGGUCGCAAAGACCCCAAACCAGCCAGCGAUCCAGUCAACAAAAUCCGCCCAUAUACGCCUGGACCCCAGUGGUGGGCCGACACGCCGCGCCUCGACGCUGCCGAGCUUUAUGGGAGCGUCAUCAAGCUCGAGAUAGAAGAGUUUCCAGCAAUGACUGCCAAGUGUCGGCCGCUACUCCUAGUCACCUCACGCCCGCUCCCGUUCGACGGCAGUCGCUUUGACGUUUCAGGCUCCAAGGUGGUGGCGUUUGCCCGGCUUUCAGCAUCUUUCCCCCUCAAGAUCCGUCCUAAGGAUCUCGACCGCGCCGUGGCGUUCUCAACAGCUCUGUUCUCCGGUGUCUGUCAUCGCCACAUCACCUUCAAACACCACAUGGCACGUUACCUGAUCCUUCCGCUCAAGUGGGAAGCGAGCGUUACCACCGAUGCGCCCCUCACCCGCGACCACAUCACAUGGGGCGAAGUCGUUGAUGCCUGUAACAAUCCGCUGCAGCCGCUACAUUACCGCAAUUACGACGAGUUGAAGGCGCAGUGUGAGGGUCGCGUCAUCUGCGGCACUCCUACGAGCAUACGUUGGGAGGUGCGAGGCGUACGAGAUGAUCUGCGCCCUAGCUCCUCCGACAACAACAAGUGCAAGUAUGGAGAUCUGAGCAAGGGUGUGCGCAAGUCACGUGGCUACGAUUCGGGCGCAGUGGUGACAGACAGCGAACAACCGCUUCUCGACGUCGAGGCCGCAAUCCGCAGCAAUGUGACCGGCGUCAUCUCCAACCUCGAAGGCGAAUCGAUUCGUCGAGAGCUUGUGUUGCCAGAGCUGCUUCGAGUCCACUCCAUUAGCGCAGGCACAUUCCGAACCGCAUCUAUUCUCCACACCUUCUUUGCCAUGCUCAACGCGCAGCUGCUGGGCAUGGAGAUGUCCAAAGCCCUUUUCGGUGGCCGCAUCAAGCCUCAUCUCGCUCGAGAGGCUCUUACCACUUCACAGGCGCGUCCUGUCCCGUGCCAGCAGGACUAUCAGCGAGUAGAGAUGCUGGGCGACAGUGCUCUGAGGCUGGCCGUGGUCUGCUUGGUGUACUGUGACCUGUCGGAUCCAGACGAGAGCGGAGUUCCCCCCAACGAAGGUGCCCUGGUAAAAGCCGGAAACGAGAUUCAGAAAAACAGCACUCUCAUGUCGAGCGCCGAGAAGGCUGGUAUUACUCCGUACAUUCGUGGUGUGUACACAGCGCCAACGGAUUGGGUACCGCUUGGCUGGGCUCCAUCGCCGACCCCGCCGAAGGUGCAAGAGCUUGGUAACAAGAUCUUGGCGGACACUACUGAGGCUCUCAUUGGAGCCACGCUACUGUCAGCUCAGGAACAUGUCCUGGAGUUUCUAUCGAACAAGCAAGGGCUGGAGCUCGUCCUCGCCACAAUGCGUGAUCUUCAGAUCCCUGCGCCCAAUGCUACUUGGGGUGAACUCCGCGGCUUGUCGCUCCCUGUCACAGUUCGCCAACAGUUGUCCUCGCAGCCUCUUAGUGUACUGGGCUACACGUUCAAGGACCCUGCUAAAGGUCACCUUGCUCUCAGCGCAGCCAGCCGGGGUGUCAUCUUCGACAGGUACGAGCACGUUGGCGACGCUCUCAUCGGCUUCAUGGCGAUGCUCCAUCUUUGGAACGACUAUCCGCAGGCAUCAAACGCUGCCUUGACGAACGCUAAGCAGUCGCGUGUGUCGAAUGCGGCGCUCACAGCGUUCCUGGUCUCAUCUGGCCUCAUGAAGAUCCUGACUGGUCACACUUCUGCGGCAGGAGACGUUGACACUGUGGCGGCCGGCUUGUUUCAAGCGCAGACCCGAACCGACCUGCUCCCCGCCGACCAGCAGAGCUGCGCAUACUGGGAUGACGUGCCUACUAGCAAGUUCCUGGCCGACCAUGUCGAGGCGCUUUUUGGUGCGAUCCUCGACGACUCCGACUUUGACCCGGCGCCAGCCAUGCGGCUUUACACCACUCACAUGGCGCCAUUCAUGCGACGAUACGCUAGGACUCCAAGCGAAGGAGGAAACCACCCGCACGCACAGCUGCAGAUGAUCCUCGGCAAGCGUAACUGCUGGGCCUUGAAGAAGGAGAACGAAAUCGUCAAGAGCGAGACCGACAACCGCCGCAAGUUCAUUGUUACAGGUGAGUGGCGGCUGCGACAGGCUGACGCGCAGUGAAGCUCCAUGAUGUGGUCCUGGCCGUGGCAGAGGGCCCGAGUCGGCCUGUGGCGGAGCGCAUUGCCUUUACUGCCGCCCUGGAGCAUGUGAGGGCCAAUCCCAAACACCCUCUAUGUCUCUGCAAGCGCAAGUAAGGGCACACUCAUCACUUGCGGAUCCAGGGGCAGCAAGGAUGUCUAAGCGACCGCAGCCUGCGGGCGAGCGGAACUGAGGCGUCGUUGUGCUUGUCUGGCCCGCAGUUAAUCAGACUUGUUGAGUCGAUUCCAGUGUAUUUAUACUCACAAAUGUGCCAUGCAACAUUGUUUAUCGAUG
Cutaneotrichosporon oleaginosum is the source of this 3328-nucleotide messenger RNA. RefSeq lists its product as uncharacterized. Gene Ontology annotation, biological process: siRNA processing. NCBI's taxonomy places the organism in Eukaryota, Fungi, Basidiomycota, Tremellomycetes, Trichosporonales, Trichosporonaceae. Gene Ontology annotation, cellular component: cytoplasm; nucleus; RISC complex. The record is from RefSeq and is a predicted model, not a curated record. Gene Ontology annotation, molecular function: RNA binding; ribonuclease III activity.